AUGGUCAAGCGCCAAGCCUCGGAGGCCCUCGAGGACCAGGCCGGCGUCGCCUCGCCUGCGUCCAAGAAGUCGCGGACAGCCGAGCUCGACUCGCCGCCGCUGCAGACGGGGGAGGCGAGCCGCCACGGGCGACAGAAUGGGCGGGCGAACGGCAAAGUGAGGGCGCAGGAAGGCGACGGUGACGACGACGGUGACGAUGAUGACGGGCUGGAAGCGGCAUAUCCCUUGAAGGCGCCGACUCGGCAGGACGCGCCGACGGAAGGCUACGAUGAUUUAUACCUCGACACCAUCGACCGCCAUGUCCUCGACUUCGACUUUGAGAAGCUCUGCUCCAUCUCCCUCUCCAACAUCAACGUCUACGCGUGCCUCAUCUGCGGCAAGUACUUCCAGGGCCGCGGGCUCAGCUCGCACGCCUACUUCCACUCGCUCGACGAGGACCACCACGUCUUCAUCAACCUCGAGACGCAAAAGGUCUACGUACUCCCUGAGGGCUACGAGGUCAAGAGCAAGGCGCUCGACGACAUCAAGUACGUGUCGGACCCGCGCUACACCAAGACCGAGGUCAUGGGGCUGGACCGCGGCGACACCAAGAGCUGGACGCUGGCGGGCAAGCAGUACACGCCGGGCUUUGUCGGCAUGAACAACAUCAAGGAGAACGACUACCUGAAUGUCGUUGUCCAGGCCCUCUCCCACGUGACGCCGCUGAGGAACUACCUUCUCCUCGAGGACUUCUCGGCCAAGUCAGAGCUCGUCAAGCGCUGCAGCAUCCUGUUCCGCAAGAUAUGGAACCCCCGCGCCUUCAAGGCCCACGUCUCUCCCCACGAACUCCUCCAGGAGAUCUCCCUCCGCUCCAACAAGCGCUUCACACUCACCGCGCAGUCGGACCCCGUCGAGUUCCUCUCGUGGUUUCUCAACAACCUGCACCUCGGCCUCGGUGGCUCCAAGACCAAGCCCGGCAGCUCCAUGGUCCAGCGCACGUUCCAGGGCAAGAUGAAGGUCGAAUCGCAAGCCAUCACGGCGCGCGCCGAUGCCGGCGACAAGCUGCGCUUCGAGGAGGCCGCCGACGUCAAGGUCGAUAUCGUGCGCUUCCUCCUCCUCACCCUCGACCUCCCCUCGGCGCCCCUCUUCCAGGACGAGCUCGAGAAGAACAUCAUCCCCCAGGUGCCCCUGACCACCAUCCUCAGCAAAUACGAUGGCCAGCGCGCCCAGGAACACCACGCCCAGCGCAAGCGCUACCGCCUCCUGCACCCCCUCCCCCCCUACCUCAUGCUCCACGUCAAGCGCUUCUCGCAGAACAAGUUCGUGGCGGAGCGCAACCCCACCAUUGUCACCUUUGACGCCCGCAACCUCGACGUGUCGCCGUACGUCGAGCCAAACCCCAACGAGUGGCCCCCCAGCGAGCCCAUCUGGUACGACCUCGUCGCCAACAUUGUCCACGAGGCCGUACGCACCAAGGACGAUGUCGCCGACAGCGGCGAGGAGCGCAAGACAUGGAAGGUGCAGGUCAAGGACAAGGCCACGGGGCAGUGGGUCGUCUGCCAGGAUCUGUUUGUGGACAAGGUCCAGAGCGAGCUGCUGUACCUUGGAGAGACAUAUCUGCAAGUUUGGGAGCGGAGGAGAGAACCAAAGGGGAAAGGAAAGUCGACCUCUUGA
Hirsutella rhossiliensis is the source of this 1653-nucleotide messenger RNA. Its product is annotated as ubiquitin carboxyl-terminal hydrolase domain-containing protein. NCBI's taxonomy places the organism in Eukaryota, Fungi, Ascomycota, Sordariomycetes, Hypocreales, Ophiocordycipitaceae. Gene Ontology annotation, molecular function: zinc ion binding; cysteine-type deubiquitinase activity. Gene Ontology annotation, biological process: spliceosomal complex assembly; protein deubiquitination; mRNA processing. The transcript has a single exon. The record is from RefSeq and is a predicted model, not a curated record. Bases 1 to 1653 code for a protein of 550 amino acids.